AUUGACGUCGCUGUGGUAAAGUAAAGUAUACCGUUUACAUCGCUCGCGUUGUCUAUAAAGUUUCAAAUCUUAAGUUCAAUUACAAUGCAGAUCUUCGUGAAGACCCUGACUGGCAAGACCAUUACCUUGGAGGUGGAGGCCUCUGAUACCAUCGAGAACGUGAAGGCGAAGAUUCAAGAUAAGGAAGGCAUCCCUCCCGACCAACAGCGUCUCAUCUUUGCUGGUAAGCAGUUGGAGGACGGUCGAACCCUUUCCGACUACAACAUCCAAAAGGAGUCAACCCUCCACUUGGUACUGCGUCUGCGUGGUGGUAUGCAGAUCUUCGUGAAGACCCUGACUGGCAAGACUAUCACCUUGGAGGUGGAGGCCUCGGAUACCAUCGAGAAUGUGAAGGCGAAGAUCCAAGAUAAGGAAGGCAUCCCUCCCGACCAACAGCGUCUUAUCUUUGCUGGCAAGCAGUUAGAGGAUGGCCGAACCCUUUCCGACUACAACAUCCAAAAGGAGUCUACCCUCCACUUGGUACUGCGUCUGCGUGGUGGCCAGUGAUGGUCUUCAGUUUCCCAAGUUUCCAUUAUUAUCGUACCUAGAAAUGAUAUGCAAUACUGAUUAUUUUUUACUUCAGCCAGUCACUUGUGUUUUAGCUUUAGUUGACCGAUACGGUUCUUGUAAACGGAUAUGAAUUGAUUGAGAUGAUAUAUGGAUCUCAUUAAACGACUUGAAUAA
Hyalella azteca is the source of this 723-nucleotide messenger RNA. Its product is annotated as polyubiquitin. Gene Ontology annotation, cellular component: cytoplasm; nucleus. The transcript has 2 exons. Gene Ontology annotation, biological process: protein ubiquitination; modification-dependent protein catabolic process. NCBI's taxonomy places the organism in Eukaryota, Metazoa, Arthropoda, Malacostraca, Amphipoda, Hyalellidae. Bases 85 to 546 code for a protein of 153 amino acids. Gene Ontology annotation, molecular function: protein tag activity; ubiquitin protein ligase binding. The record is from RefSeq and is a predicted model, not a curated record.